GAUAAUUAGUGUUGCCCGUCCGUCAGGUGUGUGUGCACGCUCACACAUGCCGCACAGGGAUGGCAGGAAGCUCGGACGUGGUGAAGAGAGUCAUACGCUUCAAACUUCAGCUAUCAGACUCGCCACAGUCUGGCACGGUUCUCAAGAUCUUACAGAAGCUCAAGCAUCUAGACAUCACAGUAGAUGUUCUUGCUGAAACUGGAAUCGGGAGAACUGUGAAUUCCUUUCGCAAGCAUAAAGAAGCUGGGGAAUUAUCCAAAUCACUGGUCAAGGGUUGGAAGAAAUUAAUCCCCAAGAAGUCAACAAGUGAUCCAGAAGAUGGAAACAUAUCAGACAAUUUGUUCAUCAGUGACCAAAAUCACCUAAAAAAUGGAGCCCAUAUAAUAGAGGAUUUCAACAAUAAUUGCAAGGGUUUAAAAAAUUUGACUGAAAAAUAUCAUACUGAGGAAAUACUUGAUCCUAAAAACAAAAAGGACAAGUGCAAAACAAGUGACAAAGAUGACUCAAAGACAUUGGGAAAUGGCAUCUUGAGUUUAAAAAAUGCUUUUCUCGAGGACAAAUGUGAUUAUUCCGUUUCCAAGCACAAGAAAAAUGGAGACCGUCUGGCACAAGUGAGACACAAAAGUGGCUUAGAUUGUGGGGGCUCUUCUUUGAAAAGAAAGAAAGACAAGUCAAAGCCAUCAAAGAAACCCCAACGGGACUGUGCGGAAACCUUCUCAUCCCGUGACAAACCCUCAGAGAAGUCCCCUAACUUAAAUAAUGCUCGACUGGACAUAUCACCAAGUAGCUCAGAUGACCAAAACAGGAAAAGGAAGAAACGGCAGAAAGAAAAGAAAGAUGAGUCUGAACAUGAUGACGUUUCAGAACCCUCAAAUAAAAAGACCAAAAUACAGCAAGAAAGUAGUGAGAGUGGACUGGAGGAGCCAUCCAUGUCUUUUGAAUCGUACUUGAACUACGACCAGGAGGUCUCGAAGAAGCAUGAUCGCCCCAGAGGAAAGAAAACAUCUAAAAGGAUCAAUAUUGUCAUAAAGGAGCUGCCUCCUGUCAAACACACCGAGUCCCCGAGGAUUCCCGUUUCUCCCAAAAAGAUGUUUCUGGAAUCUCCAAAGGACCAUCUUCACAUUCCUAUACCUACCUUUCUACCGGAAUGUGACAAAGCCUCCAGUUUUGAAUACCUCGAGAAGAAAGUUGAGAGGGAGCCUGAUUUUGAAGACCUGCCAGAGGACUCUACAUUCUUCACAGGCCAGCGGCUAAACAAAAAAAUGCAGGUCUACUCUGGAGCCAAGACGGUCUUCCUCCCUACAAUGAUGAGCUUGUACCAGCAGUGUAUCCGCACGCUGCAAAACAACAUUAACUUGCUCUAUGAAACUGGCGGAGUCCCGUUUGAAAUCCUUGAGCCGGUAUUGGAGAAGUGUACGCCGGAGCAGUUGCUGCGUAUUGAGGAAUGCAAUCCGGUCUACAUCGGAGUGACAGACCACCUGUGGGGGAAACACUGCCAAAGGGACUUCAAGGAUGCCAAACUUCAGCAGUACGAGUCGUGGAAAGAAAUGUACAUCAGACUUUCUGAGGAGCGGGAAAGAAAGUUCCAGUCGUUAGCCAAAAAAAUUAUUAUGGAUCAUUCCAAGAAACCUAAAGGCCGGCAAGUGAAGAUGGCAUUUAUUCACACUGUUGCUAAGCCACCGAGAGACGUGCGUAUCCAACAAGAAAUCCACGGCACUGCGGUUCAGCAGCCUCAGCCACCCAGGAGCAAUGUCAAGUCCCAGGACAGCAGAUCAAAACUGAGCAAUGAAUCCGCAAAGAACAACAGUGGCAGCAGCAGCAGCGGCACACAAGACCCUCGCAAGAAAACAAGGGUGGCGCCAAUGAUGGCAAAGUCCCUAAAGGCCUUCAAGAAGCAGCUGGGUCGACGAUAACUGCAGGCACUUGAAUGAUCUUGCCCUUUGUGUUUUGUCAUGGUCAUUGACACUGUUCACUUUGGAUUACUGUGUGACAACAAAUCCAGAUGAGUACUAUAUUUCUUUGGAAAUGUUAUUUUCCCCCACGAGUGAAUAAUAAACAGUCACAAAAAGCAAAACUGGUCAAUGGGGAGGGGGGGUAUAAAUCUCCGAAUUACCAAAAAGGGUGUGGCUCCCUCUAGCGGAUGUUUGGGAAAUUGUUUCUCUACAGUUAAGGGCACGACAACAGACCCCUCAUACUUUUAAAUACUACAGUACUGUAUUUCAAUUAAAUACAUUUUAAAUUGGACUGUCCUCCAUGCUAAUAUUUCUUUUUCUGGUGACUUAUUUUAAUCUAUCUCGUUUCAACCAAGGACA
Molecule: messenger RNA, 2312 nt
Organism: Syngnathus typhle (broad-nosed pipefish)
Lineage: Eukaryota; Metazoa; Chordata; Actinopteri; Syngnathiformes; Syngnathidae
Gene: eloal
Product: elongin A, like
Exons: 11
Coding region: 60-1913 (617 amino acids)
Biological process (GO): transcription elongation by RNA polymerase II
Cellular component (GO): nucleus; elongin complex
Source: RefSeq, a predicted model, not a curated record